Sclerotinia borealis F-4128 is the source of this 249-nucleotide messenger RNA. The record is from the annotation of a GenBank genome assembly. Lineage: Eukaryota; Fungi; Ascomycota; Leotiomycetes; Helotiales; Sclerotiniaceae.
AUGAGUUACCGCUACGAAAAUGUCCAACAAACGAGACAUCCAGGACGCAAUACAUCAUCAUCACAUCGCCAAUCAUACUAUCACAGCGACGGUAUGACGGAAAAUGAGGUGAGGAGAGCAAGACAAAGAUAUAAUGAGGCUCCCAGUUCCGACAAUUCUAUCGAGCUCAGCAUGAUGGGUGACGACGGCCGAGAACACCGUCACCGCCGUAGGAAAAAGCAGGAGCCUGCUGGUUGUGUCAUUUUGUAG